Cucurbita maxima (winter squash) is the source of this 1694-nucleotide messenger RNA. Its product is annotated as probable sugar phosphate/phosphate translocator At5g25400. NCBI's taxonomy places the organism in Eukaryota, Viridiplantae, Streptophyta, Magnoliopsida, Cucurbitales, Cucurbitaceae. Bases 183 to 1238 code for a protein of 351 amino acids. Gene Ontology annotation, molecular function: antiporter activity. The record is from RefSeq and is a predicted model, not a curated record. Gene Ontology annotation, cellular component: Golgi apparatus; trans-Golgi network; endosome. The transcript has a single exon.
AAGAGAAUUUAUUUAUUCUCCCAGAUUUCGCUCCCUUUCCGUCUCCGUCACUUUCUUCUUCCCUGAACCGAACUCAAAUCAAGCUCGGUUCCUUUCUCUGAAUCUCCAUUGCUUAUUUUUUUCCUGCAGAUUUCUUGUUGUUCUCCCUCUGAUUCAACUCCGAUUUCCCCCCGAUCGGCGCAAUGGGCAAAGGAAGUUUUAUCAGUGACAGUGUUCUGAAGAAGAUCGUCCUCUCCUACACCUAUGUCGCCAUUUGGAUCUUCCUCAGCUUCACCGUCAUUGUCUACAACAAGUUCAUUCUCGACAAGAAGAUGUAUGAUUGGCCUUUUCCGAUUUCCCUCACCAUGAUCCAUAUGAGUUUCUGUGCUUCUAUCGCUUUUCUUAUGAUUCGCGUCUUCAAGCUCGUCGAGCCGGUUUCCAUGUCCAGAGAUCUAUAUAUCUCCUCUGUUGUUCCAAUUGGAGCGUUAUAUUCUCUCUCUUUGUGGCUUUCGAAUUCGGCGUACAUUUACCUCUCUGUCUCGUUCAUUCAGAUGCUCAAGGCUUUGAUGCCGGUCGCUGUUUAUUCGAUCGGCGUUCUUUUGAAGAAGGAAGGUUUCAAGACGGAGACGAUGGUGAAUAUGUUGUCGAUUUCGUUUGGCGUUUCGAUUGCUGCUUAUGGUGAAGCGAAAUUCGAUGUUUGGGGUGUGGCUUUGCAGCUUGGCGCCGUUGCAUUCGAGGCGACUCGGCUUGUUCUGAUCCAGAUUUUGCUUACCUCUAAAGGAAUCUCGUUGAAUCCGAUUACUUCUUUGUAUUACGUUGCGCCUUGUUGUUUCGUCUUCUUGUUAGUGCCGUGGAUCUUCGUCGAGUAUCCAAUUUUGAAAUCUGCUUCCAGUCUCCAUUUCGAUUAUGUGAUCUUCGGCACCAAUUCACUCUGCGCAUUUGCCCUAAAUCUCGCUGUGUUCUUGCUCGUUGGAAAAACCUCCGCCCUAACGAUGAACGUCGCCGGCGUGGUCAAGGAUUGGCUCCUGAUUGCCUUCUCGUGGUCGGUGAUCAAGGACACUGUGACUCCUAUCAACUUGUUCGGCUAUGGAUUGGCUUUCGUUGGGGUUGGGUAUUACAAUCACUCGAAAUUGAAGGCUCUGAAGGCGAUAGAGGCGCAAAAGAAGGCCACUGAAGCCGAUGAAGAGACAGGAAAAUUGCUGGAGAAAAGAGAGAACGACGGGUUGGGGAGGAAGAACGAAUCCAAAGACUUGAAUUGAAACCUGAAACGAACACAGAAUAUAGCAAUAAAUCAGGAAAAAGAAGAGAACAAAGAGAAGGAUCGAGAUGAAGAAUUGGGGUAGCUGCAGAAUUUGGGAUCUCUUCAUCAGCUCAAAUUCAGGUUAUUUUCUGGAUUUCUACUUCUGGCUGUUAGUAAUAUUAUUAGGUGUUUGAGAUUUUUGCUUUUGUUGCUUGAUUAUGAUACCUGCAGCCAUUGAUGAACCUGAUGAGUUUGUAGAACAACAGAAUCUCAAAUCCCAUUUUUGUUUCUUUUUCUUUUCCUUUUCCUCUUCUUCACAGCAUCAUCCUCUUCCCCUUCUUCUCUCUUGCAUUUCUUUAGAAGUUUCCUUCUUUCAUUCAAUGAGGGUUCUGCUCAGUGCUUAUUUAUUCACUUUUUAGGUUGUAUUCCAUUGUUCUCUUGUUAGUGAUACUCUGAUUAGAUUUGGCCUUCUGGA